This is a messenger RNA of Fragaria vesca subsp. vesca, 1136 nucleotides long. RefSeq lists its product as uncharacterized. The transcript is spliced from 9 exons. NCBI's taxonomy places the organism in Eukaryota, Viridiplantae, Streptophyta, Magnoliopsida, Rosales, Rosaceae. The coding region runs from base 91 to 885 and encodes 264 amino acids. The record is from RefSeq and is a predicted model, not a curated record. Gene Ontology annotation, molecular function: RNA binding.
AGGGCGUAAAAGAAAAAACGAAGCCGUAGAAGAGGGCUCUUCUUUGUGUUGUGUGGAGCGAGCACUACUUAUCCCUUUUUCAACAUCACCAUGGAUCGGUACCAGAGAGUGGAGAAGCCAAGAGCAGAGACGCCUAUUGAUGAGAAUGAGAUUAGGAUUACCAGCCAAGGGAGGAUGCGCAACUACAUCACUUAUGCCAUGACCCUGCUUCAGGAGAAGGGAUCAGAUGAAAUUGUUUUCAAGGCUAUGGGAAGAGCUAUCAACAAGACCGUGACGAUUGUGGAGCUACUUAAGAGAAGAAUUGUUGGUCUUCACCAGUAUACUACAAUUGGAUCCACCGACAUAACUGAUACUUGGGAACCCCUUGAGGAAGGCCUCCAAACACUGGAGACAACAAGGCAUGUGUCAAUGAUCGUCAUAACGCUGUCAAAGAAGGAAAUCAAUAAAUCUACCAUUGGGUACCAGCCCCCAUUACCUGCUGAAUUGGUGAAGGCAUCUGCAGAGAUUGAUUAUGAAGGAGAGGACUCACCAAGUGGUCGUGGCCGUGGCAGAGGAAGGGGAAGGGGGAGGGGAAGGGGGAGGGGGAGGGGAAUGGGCAGGUUCAGAGGAAACAAUGGCUUUGUGCCUGAAUAUGAUGAUGGAGGUUAUGACCGCAGCGGGGGUGAUUUCAGGGGCAGGGGGCGUGGCAGGGGUCGCAGUUUCCGAGGCCGUGGAAGGGGAGGUUACGAUGGACCGCAGGCCGAUGUGCAGCAAGAUGGAGGAUACAAUGAAGAAGCACCUCCUCAACGUGGCCGUGGUCGUGGCCGUGGCAGGGGAGGAUAUCGUGGAAGGGGCCGUGGCAGCUACAGGUCUAAUGGGCCGAUCCAGGCACAGCUGCUUGAGUAGCAAUAUGGACGUCAUUGAACAUCCUGCAAAUGGCCAGUGUCUACCGAUGGGAGCCUUUAUUAUCCAAUCUAUGUUUUCUAUAUUAUCUUUAUGCAUGAUGAUGAUUGUAGAGACCUAGUUUAGAGUCCUUUGAGGUAAUCGCUUUUGUUUUGUCGUGUAGAUGUAGGUGACAUGUUUUUAACAUCUGGAUUGAUCAGCGCAUUCUUUUAUUAUUAUGGAGAAUUUUGUUGUCAAAGAAGAUUUUCCUUCUA